Aspergillus niger is the source of this 582-nucleotide messenger RNA. RefSeq lists its product as hypothetical. The transcript has 2 exons. The annotation marks the transcript as partial. The record is from RefSeq and is a predicted model, not a curated record. Lineage: Eukaryota; Fungi; Ascomycota; Eurotiomycetes; Eurotiales; Aspergillaceae.
AAACCGGCCGGAAUGUCAUCUCUUCCCGGAAUUCAAUUCGCACCACCCGGCGCCGCACCACAGCCAGACGGGAUGGGUUCGAUACUGCCAGGAAUUGGGGCUCCCCAGCCCCCACCCCAGCCGGGGUUUUCCACUUCAAUGCCGCAAAUGGAUCCUGGGCGUCUAGCAGCUCUUUUGUCCAAUCAACCGCCCCCUCAGCCGAACAAUUUCCCUCCCACAACGGGACUGCCAGGGUUUCCCAUGCACCCUGCUAUGUCGGGGACACCUCCGGUGAACGUUGACCUGGCAGAACUGCAGAAGCAGCUUCUUUCUCAAGGAAUCUCGCUGCCCCAGAACUUUCCGCCGCCAAAUUUUCCUGGCAUGCCCGGGGGCCUUCCCGGCCUGCAAGGGAGCACUCAUAACUUGGUUGGUCUGGAUAAGAGGCAAAAUGGCAGGUCGCUAGACUUCUGGUGUGGCCUUGAUGGCUUUCAGCGGACAAUAUGUAUUAUAGUCGGUUUCGAUGAGGACCUGCGCUCUCGGCCAUAUUUUGUCGAUAAAGCCGUCCCUGCUAUCGACACAGCAGGUAAGGGAAAUGUUAUGUGA